CUUUCCUUUCAUCAUCCAUUCCCUAAACUCAGACAGUUCAGUCUCACACUUUUGUUGUUUCACGUCCAGUCUUUCCCAUUCAACCGUUUCCUUAAAUAGUUUCACCUUCUUAAGACAAGUUCAAUUGAUAAUUAUAGAUGCAAAAAUGAUAUUUAAAUUGCUAUUAUUAUGUUGAUCAAUUUUUUGCCUGACAUUUCAUUUCGUCUGGACCAAUCUCAAUGUUCAUCUAUUUAAACUCGUUCAGCCAAUCCUUUGGUUAGUCGAUCAUCAACCAACAGUUGAUUUCAAGUCAAGUUUUAUUGUUAUGUUGCUUUGAAUCAACUCAUGUCGUUGAUCCCAUCAAUUAAGACGCAAUCAUUUCAUCGAAUUAACUAAGGAAUUCUAUGCAAUUAGAACAAGGAAAUUGAAACAAUUAGAACUUUAAAGAAUACAUUUCACCCUGAAAAUUGGGAAACUAUGAGUUUGGCCAUUUUUAUGUUACAAUUGGACUUUCAAUCAACUGCUGAUCUAUCAACUUGCAAACAGUUUAUGCAUCAAUCGAUGUGAAGUCAUUUGGUUCUGUUUAUAACAAUAUCUGUUCAAGUGCAAACACAAAAGGUUCAAAAUGGAGAAAAGUUCAUUAAUAUGGAUUCCAAUUUGUUUCCAGUUUCUAGUUUCAAACUUUUACCUGAAUAUUACUUCAUAUGCCUUUUACUUGGAAAGUGAAUCUGGUUCAAAUAGUUCGAUACUUACCAUCCAUGGGUCAUCGAAUGAUAACAUUAAUGAUUCCCUUGAAUUAUCGACUGACCUGGUAAGUCGUCUAGACGAUCCACUCUUGCUUAAUGCAACCUCUGACAUUCCCAUCUGGGACAGUUCAAACAUCGACAAUGAGCCAAUAAAUGAAACAAUAAAAACUUUAGUAGACUCUUUAGAUAACCUGACAACUCCUGUUUAUAUUGAUGAACUUGAAAACUCGAGUAAAGCGUACAAUUUCAGUGAAACUACAACUUUAACCAGCAUAUCAUCGUUAGGUACUAAUGAAAGUCUAACUAAUUCAACGACAAUAAGUGAAAGUACAAUUACAACUCAACCAGAGUCGAGUGAAGCAACAAGCACAACCCAAGCAACAGUUGAUUUAACCACAACAUCAAACCCAUCAUUAGUAUCUAAUGGUUCAUUGGUUUCAUCAAUCAACUCAUCUCACGUAACCUACGUAACAAAACCCGAAAUUGAUUCAAACAAACACCUAAAUGAGGGCGACAAGCCAGGAUCAGUUGAUGAAGAAGCCGAUCUACUUCCAGCUCCAGAACCGGGUGAGAAGCAAGCAUCUCGAGUUGCAUGUACAAUGGAUGGAGAUUUAAUGUGUUCCGGAUCAAUACCAACCUGCUAUGGUUCAGGUAAAAUUGACUGUGGCUCCGAGAGUUCAUCAGUGGCUCGCAAAAGAUCAACUGGAAGUCAACGUUUCAUCGACUCAUCUUCACCUUCACCAUUGGCACCAAUUCCUGGUAUCGAUCAAUGCGAUGUUACUGGUGAAAUAAUCUGCAAUCCAAUGGUCAGUCGAAGUGUUUGCUCUGGACUAGCAAUUUGUAAAGCAGACAAACUCGAAGAGUCCAACAUGGUUGCUUAUAACUAUUGGCAAAUCUUGCUAAUUGCUGGUGCCUUGGCAAUCAUCUGUGUAACGAUAAUUGUUGUUGGAAUCGUAAGCUACUUUUCUUGGACAAAAUACAAAGUCAGACCCGACAAUGGAAAUGAAAUUAAUGACAGUGGUUCGAAAGCCUGAAGGAAACCAACCUGUGAUCAUUAACCUGAACUAUCAUUGUAAUACAAUCGAGAUUUAUCACUAAAUCACAGUCAUUAGACUAAUGCCAUUCAAAAUUGUAUCGCUUUUCCAUUUAAUCUGGUUGAUUAAAAACAAACAAAACCAUUGAUCAAUG
This is a messenger RNA of Tetranychus urticae (two-spotted spider mite), 1913 nucleotides long. RefSeq lists its product as uncharacterized. The record is from RefSeq and is a predicted model, not a curated record. NCBI's taxonomy places the organism in Eukaryota, Metazoa, Arthropoda, Arachnida, Trombidiformes, Tetranychidae.